GGGGUCCCAGCGCCACUGAGCGGAGGGUGAGCGGGCGCGCGUCCAGGGGCACAGGCGCGGUGUGUGCGCAUCCUCGGCGUGGGCGCUGCUGGUCGCCUCCACCCGCCGCGCCGCCCGGCUGCCCGCGGCCAGCUCCAUGAGGGCCAAGACAGUGAACUUGCUGAUCGCGCUCGUCGCCUUCGUGCUCUUCAGCUUCUCCUGCAUCUGCAUCUCCAGGAUGGCUCAAACCAGUAAUCAAUUAAUCAAUUGUAGAAACCAUUUUUUGGAGUUUAAGGAAAAUAUUGUACGUUUAAAACACAAAAGUGAAAGAAAUCGCCAAGAGCUGAUGAAAGCCUUGAACAGAAUGAAGCAUGAUAUUAGACAGAGAGAAAAUCUAUCAGUAAACUUAGUUGAGAAGAAAGUGAAUACAUUGGAUAAGAAUGAAGCAGUAUCUAAUACAUUUGAAGUCUUAAAGUUCUUUUUCCCUCAUCUAAGGAAAGUAGGCAGAAUUUAUCCUGAUGUAAUCAUCGGCAAAGAGAAAACAGGAGUUUCUCUUGCGCUGGGUAUUUCCACUGUUUGGAGAGGAAAUCAUAGCUACCUGAAGCACACACUGACCUCCCUGGUCUCGAGGAUGAGUCUUUCAGAGGAGAAGGACUCUGUAAUGAUUGUGUCCGUGGCAGACAGUCAUGAAGAUUAUUUAAAGUCUGUUGUUGAAAUGAUUACAAAAAAGUUCAAAAGGCAACUGAAUUCUGGAUCCUUAGAGGUCAUUUCGAUACCAGCCUUUUUUUAUCCAGACAUGUCACAUGCCAAGCAAUCAACUAAGGACUCACAAAAAUUAGAGAGUUGGCGAAUCAAACAAGUAUUGGAUUUUUGUUUUUUGAUGCUGUAUGCCCAACCCAAGGCCAUGUAUUAUUUACAGCUACAAGAUGAUAUCAUAGCUAAAAAGAUGUACUUUAAAAAAAUCACAGAUUUUGUACAUAAUAUCACUUCAAAUGAUUGGUUUUAUAUUGAGUUUUCAAUUCUUGGAUUCAUAGGAAAGCUAUUUAAAUCUGAAGACUUAACUGACUUCAUACGUUUUCUUUUAAUGUUCUACAAAGAUAAACCCAUAGACUUGCUCUUGGAGGACAUUUUUCGGGUAAAGAUGUGUAACCCAGGAGAAACUUUUGAGAAGUGUGCAGAGCGAAACAAGCAAAUUCGUAUUAAAUAUAAACCUUCUCUUUUCCAGCAUGUGGGUAUAUAGUCAUCAUUUCCUGUAACAGAACAGUAUUACAAAGUAAGAUUCUGAAAUGCAACUUGAGCAAUAAGCAAUGUUUCACGAACUUAUAUUAUUUAGAAAAGGAGUGAUAGGAGCAUGGGAGAGACUGUAUGAUGUGGUUGUUUAAACACAGUCCGUCUUAUGCCAGAACUAUAUGUUAUAAAGACCAAUCACCUUUCUAAGACCCAAGUAUCUCAUGGUUAGAAAAAGCCUACAUACACUGUUUUGCCUGACUGUUCUCAGCUGUGCAAUUCAAAUAAUAAGACUAAAAAGGUGUUUUGAAAAUCAUAACAAAAUUCAUUGUUUUAUUAUUUUUAUUUAAUAUUCAAAACUAUGCAAGAUUGUUUCAAAAAAUAAAGCGGCUCUAUUAUUGAAUUCAGAUGUAUUUUUCAUUCUUAUUUCAGACCACUAUUUACCAGAUGAACAAAAAUUCAGCAUUAUUUGGUUUUUAGCUGUGCUUUAAUUUUCCAUUAUUUUUGGAAACAGUAUUAUUUAUAAUUGACCGAGUACCUUGGUGUGUGGUAAAGAAGCAAAGCCUUCAGAGUCAAACCCCUAGUUUGCACAGGAUAUUAGGCAAGCCCUACCACUUCUCUCUGCUUUCUUGGUCUAUAAAACGAGGAGUUUAAAUUAGAUGAUCCUUAAGAUUUCUUCCACCUUUGAAAUGUUAUUGACAUCUCUACUCUUAGUUUCUUCACACAGGAAAACAAAUGCUUUCAUAUUUUGUCAGUUGAAAUAAGAGAAAUGCACAUCUGCGUCCUCCCAUCAUUUCAUCCAUUAUUUAUGACCUGCCCACUUUCCAGCUUCUCUACCUCUGUGUGUUUAUUAUACUGAUUCUCUCAAACAAUGCCUGGAACAUAGUGAGAACAAGACAAGUGUAUGGAAUAAUGAAAAUUUCACUGUUAUAAAUCUUUAUGCAAAAAGUAAUACCAUCAAAAUACAUGAAUCGUAGCCACAGACGAUGCAGAAAUUGAUCUAUACCAUUCUAUUUCUUGGUGCUAUUAAUAUUUUAAUGGGAUUUUUUUCUAUUAUAUAUAUUUUUUUGCUGGAUAAGGUAUUUUAGCCUUACCUUUGUAAAUUCACUACAGAUUAAGUAGAAUGUACAUCUAAUCACUCACUUUUUGAUGUUAUAAUCUUAGCUUUUUUCCUUAAUAUACUCCAUACCACAUAAAAUAGAUAGAAAUAAAUGACAAUCUUACACUAUGUCAAAUGUGAUUAUAUUUAAGUUAUUUUUACAA
This is a messenger RNA of Hipposideros armiger (great roundleaf bat), 2469 nucleotides long. It is a transcript of the gene MGAT4D, whose product is annotated as MGAT4 family member D. The record is from RefSeq and is a predicted model, not a curated record. The transcript has 10 exons. NCBI's taxonomy places the organism in Eukaryota, Metazoa, Chordata, Mammalia, Chiroptera, Hipposideridae. Gene Ontology annotation, biological process: protein N-linked glycosylation. Gene Ontology annotation, cellular component: endoplasmic reticulum; Golgi stack; endoplasmic reticulum-Golgi intermediate compartment. Gene Ontology annotation, molecular function: acetylglucosaminyltransferase activity.